Messenger RNA from Eimeria tenella, 771 nucleotides. RefSeq lists its product as uncharacterized. NCBI's taxonomy places the organism in Eukaryota, Apicomplexa, Conoidasida, Eucoccidiorida, Eimeriidae. The transcript has a single exon. The annotation marks the transcript as partial. The record is from RefSeq and is a predicted model, not a curated record. Gene Ontology annotation, molecular function: ATP binding; nucleic acid binding; RNA helicase activity.
GGACAAUUCGAUUGCCAGCAGCAGCAGCAGCAACAGCAGCAGCAGCAGCAGCAGAGACUACGUCCCACAGGGAUGCCCAAUCGAGACCUGCCGGAAUUCAGCAUCGCCUUUUUGCAGCGGAAACGUUAAAGGCAGCAACUGCAGCAGCAACUGUAGCAGCAGCAGCAGCAACAGCAGCAAGAGCAGCAGCAACAGCAGCAACAGCAGCAGCAGUAGACUUCGUGGCCUUGCUUGCCGUUCCGUUUGUAGCUGAGCCUCCUGAAGCAGCUGCAGCAGCAGUUACUGCAGCAAGUGCAGCGACACAGCAAACAGCUCCAACAACAGCAGCAGCAGCAGCAGCAGCUGUAGGGAAAAUGGGGCAGCAGAAGAGGCCGAGGAGUUCGGCCGAUAGCAACCCAGCAGCAGCAGCAGCAGCAGCAGCGUCAGACGCGAGCUGCAGCAGCAGCUCGGCGCCUGAGGCGCAGGGCGUUGAGCAGCAGCAGGAGCAGCAGCAGCAAGACGGAGCAGCAGCAGGAGGAGAAGCAGCAGCAACGUUUGCUUCUUUGGGCCUGUGUCGGGAGAUGUGUGCAGCAGCAGCAGCAGCAAAAUGGGAACGCCCCACAGCAGUGCAGCAGCAAGUAAUUCCGUUGGCGCUGCAGCAGCUGCAGCGGCUGCGGGGUGUACGUACAGUAGAGCAGCGCGACGUAAUUGCUGUUGCUGCUACAGGCAGCGGGAAGACAGGGGCUUUCGUGCUGCCGCUGCUGCAGCACUUGCUGCAGCACGGCAGCAGCA